Penicillium olsonii is the source of this 3291-nucleotide messenger RNA. The record is from the annotation of a GenBank genome assembly. NCBI's taxonomy places the organism in Eukaryota, Fungi, Ascomycota, Eurotiomycetes, Eurotiales, Aspergillaceae.
AUGGAUGAGCUUUUCGAUGUCUUUGACGACAAACCUCAGUCGGCCCGGCCGACUGAGGGUACACCCAGACGCGCUAGAAAAGACAGAAGCAAGAAACGGCAGGUGAAUGGCGACGUGAAGAAAACCGAAGACGCCCAGACUGAACCGAUCGAGGACGAAUCCAUGCCAGAUGCGCCCUCCGCGAAAUCGGAGGAUGUCGAUUCCGCUCCCCCAACAACCUCGAACCAGGAUCAGCCCGAUGCGAAGCGGCUUCGUUUGGAGGAUGUAUCGGAACCAGUACUUGCUGAUUCUUUCGAAGCCGAACAAGAGGUCCAGUUCAAGCAAGCACAGGAUGCGUCUGGAUCUGGCGAAACUGUGACGGUGUCUCACCAAGUCCGCCAUCAAGUCGCAUUUCCCGUGGAUUACCCUUACGUGCCAAUCGACCAGCACAAGCCACCUGCGGAACCAGCGAAGACAUGGCCCUUCCCGCUCGAUCCUUUCCAGCAGCUGGCGGUCUCUUCAAUUCAACGUCAUGAGAGUGUGCUUGUUUCCGCCCAUACUAGUGCCGGAAAGACCGUUGUCGCAGAAUACGCCAUUGCGCAAAGUUUGAAGCAGAACCAGCGUGUCAUCUACACCAGUCCGAUCAAAGCGCUCAGUAACCAGAAAUACCGAGAAUUUGCUGCCGAAUUCGGUGAUGUUGGACUCAUGACCGGUGAUGUGACAAUUAAUCCUACUGCUACCUGUCUUGUUAUGACCACGGAGAUUCUUCGCUCCAUGUUGUACCGCGGCUCUGAGAUCAUGCGCGAAGUCCAAUGGGUUAUUUUCGACGAAAUUCACUACAUGCGAGACGCCAAUCGCGGUGUGGUGUGGGAAGAGACCAUCAUUUUGUUGCCUGAUAAGGUCCGGUAUGUGUUCCUGUCCGCUACCAUUCCAAACGCCAUGCAGUUUGCGCAAUGGAUCGUCAAAAUGCACAACCAGCCUUGCCACGUCGUUUACACGAACUACCGUCCGACUCCACUUCAGAACUACUUCUUCCCCGCUGGUGGGGAGGGAAUGCACCUCAUCGUCGACGAGAAGGGUGUUUUCCGUGAGCAGAACUUCCAAACUGCCAUGAGUGCUAUUGCGGACAAGGCUGGUGCGGACUCAGCCGAUCCCAACGCUAAGCGCAAGGGCAAAGGAAAGGAUGGACAGGUGAACAAGGGAGGCAACAAGGGCCCAUCGGAUAUCUUCAAGAUUGUCAGAAUGAUCAUGAUGAAGAGCUACAAUCCCGUCAUUGUUUUCAGUUUCAGCAAGCGGGAGUGUGAGGCCAAUGCGUUGCAGAUGGUCAAAAUGGCAUUCAACGAUGACUCCGAGAAGGAAAUGGUGAGCAAGGUCUUCGAGAGUGCCCUCGAAAUGCUCUCGCCGGAAGACCGCAAACUGCCCCAGAUCGACAACAUUCAUCCACUUCUGCGACGUGGUAUCGGCAUUCACCACUCAGGUUUACUUCCAAUUCUGAAGGAAACCAUUGAGAUUCUAUUCCAAGAGGGUCUCAUCAAGGUCUUGUUUGCAACCGAGACUUUCUCCAUUGGCUUGAACAUGCCCGCAAAGACUGUAGUGUUCACGAGUGUUCGCAAAUUUGAUGGAACCAGUCAGCGUUGGGUUACUCCCUCUGAGUUCAUCCAGAUGUCCGGUCGUGCUGGUCGUCGUGGUCUUGACGAGCGAGGUAUCGUGAUCAUGAUGAUCGGCGAGGAGAUGGACCCUGCGGUUGCGAAGGAAAUCGUUCGCGGUGAGCAGGAUAAGCUCAACUCCGCAUUCCAUCUAGGCUACAACAUGAUUCUCAACCUGAUGCGUGUCGAGGGUAUUUCCCCUGAGUAUAUGCUCAGCCAGUGCUUCAAGCAAUUCCAAAACCUCGGGAGCCUUGGCGGGUUGGAGAAGAGUCUUCAGGAGCUGGAGGAAAAGCGCCAAAACAUGAAUAUCGCUGAUGAAGGCACCGUUCGUGAAUACUACGAUCUGCGCAAGCAACUCGAUGGAUUUGCGGAUGAUGUCCAGCACGUUACCUCACACCCUAACUAUGCUUUGGCGUUCCUCCAGACUGGACGACUGGUCCAUCUUAAGUAUCAGGAUGCCGACUACGGCUGGGGUGUAGUGGUCACUACAAAGAAGCGGGCACAGGGAAAACACGAUACCCAGAAGCUAACGGACCACCAAACUCACGUCAUCGAUGUCUUGGUAAACCUUGCGCAGGGACCUUCCGUCGGUACCAAAUCUUUCCAGGACAUCCCCUCUGCCAUUCGCCCUGCGCAAGAAGGCGAGGAAUCUCGCCAAGAGGUUAUCCCUGUGACUUUGAACUGCGUCAGAGAACUCUCUCAUGCUCGCCUCCGACUCCCCAACGAUAUUACAGGCAAGGACGCCCGGAAGGGCGUCAUGGCCAACGUUGCCGAAGUGAAAAGACGUUUCCCAGAUGGUCUUCCACUUCUUGACCCGAUAGAAGACAUGGGUAUUAAAGACGAUAGCUUUAAGAAGUUGCUACGGGUAAGAAUCGAUCCAGUCGCUCCAGAUGAUGGACACAGCUCUAACUGUUUACAGAAAAUCGAGGUCCUCGAGUCCCGUCUCCUGAGUAACCCUCUGCACAACUCACCUCGGUUGGCCGAGCUGUGGGAGCAAUAUGCCGAGAAGUUGGAACUCGGCUCGAAAAUCAAGGCUCAGAAGAAGGAGAUCGACGAUAUCCAGUCCGUUCUGCUGCUCGAUGAGCUGAAGAACCGUAAGCGUGUGCUGCGUCGUCUCGGAUUCAUUGACGACGCCGAGGUCGUACUGCUGAAGGCCCGUGUCGCUUGUGAAAUCAGCACCGGUGACGAGCUCAUGCUCAGCGAGCUUCUGUUCAACGGUUUCUUCAACGACCUGACCCCGGAGCAAGUCGCUGCUGUUAUGAGUUGCUUCGUCUUUGAAGAGAAAGUCAAGGAAGCCCCUCCAUUGGAAAAGGAGGAACUGUCGAAGCCCUUGAAGGAGAUCCAUUCGCAAGCCCGCAUGAUCGCCAAGGUGUCCCAGGAAUCCAAGAUGGCUGUGAAUGAAGACGAAUAUGUCCAAAGCUUCCACUGGGAACUGAUGGACGUGGUCUUUGCAUGGACUCAAGGCCGGUCCUUUGCCGACAUCUGUGGAAUGACCGAUGUCUACGAGGGAAGCUUGAUCCGUGUCUUCCGCCGGUUGGAAGAGUGUUUGCGACAGAUGGCGCAAGCUGCCAAGGUGAUGGGCAGCGAGGAUUUGGAGAGCAAGUUCGAGGAGGCCCUUACCAAGGUCCGUCGUGACAUUGUUGCUGCCCAGUCUCUGUACUUGUAG